Coccidioides immitis RS is the source of this 567-nucleotide messenger RNA. RefSeq lists its product as uncharacterized. The record is from RefSeq and is a predicted model, not a curated record. Lineage: Eukaryota; Fungi; Ascomycota; Eurotiomycetes; Onygenales; Onygenaceae. The transcript has a single exon. Bases 1 to 567 code for a protein of 188 amino acids.
AUGCCCCCCAAACCCAGUCUCAUCACUUCAGGUCCUCCAAAAGUCGAUGCUUUCCGUUCAAUAACGGGUAAAAAUGGCCUCAAACACCAUGGCGGAGCGGUGUCCAUGUUUACCAAGAUUCGAUCGGAGGCAAGCCCGGAUAAUGGGCUUGCUUUGACAUUAAGGCGGCGAACCACUAUGAUAUCCAUUCCCAACACAUACACAGGCCCGCAUCCAUCUUCGGGGAUUGUUAUAGGCGCCCUGAUCGGCGCGGUGGGAAGCUUCGUUUUGAUCUUAGGCAUUCUUCUUUUUUCGUUAAACCGCAGAAGGAUUAGCGAAUCGGAGUCUGUAGUGACAUCCGAAGCCACUCGAUCGCGGCACUCGAAUGCGCGCUCCUAUCGACGAAGGACACCAGAGAUUGUUGAGCCACGGGAGAGUGUAACCGCUUCGAUGACGGAGGAGGAUUACAUUGAUGUGUACGAGGAGGACGAUUCGUUUGUUGAUUCGCCUAGAAGAGAUCGAUAUACAAGCCGCUGGAGAUCUGUGGAUCCAGGGGAAUAUGGUCGUGGCCGCAGGCAUAUGAGGUAG